This is a messenger RNA of Protopolystoma xenopodis, 346 nucleotides long. The record is from the annotation of a GenBank genome assembly. NCBI's taxonomy places the organism in Eukaryota, Metazoa, Platyhelminthes, Monogenea, Polystomatidea, Polystomatidae.
CCCUCUGGACUCGGUUGUUUUCUUCCCAGGUGCUCAGUUUGCACUGUUAUCUACUGCUAAUAUCUCCAUUCACGCAAGCCAAUUAAUAGCUCGCGAGUUCACUCUAGCUCGUAUGCGCCACCUUGAGACUGCUGCACCUGCCGGAAAGAAUGCUGGAGAGAACUCUGUCACAACUCGGACCGACAAGAGCGUUUUGCCUGUGCCCUCAGAGGUUUUGACAUCUGAGGAUAUCUUAAGAGCCCCAGCGAGCAUUAAGGUUGGUUCGAGAAGACUACAACUUUUUGUACGUAGAUACGAAGACCAAGGUGUUGUCCCAGUCUCUUUUCGAUGCAUAGUGGUUGUGUGA